Caenorhabditis remanei is the source of this 954-nucleotide messenger RNA. RefSeq lists its product as uncharacterized. NCBI's taxonomy places the organism in Eukaryota, Metazoa, Nematoda, Chromadorea, Rhabditida, Rhabditidae. Gene Ontology annotation, biological process: embryo development. Bases 1 to 954 code for a protein of 317 amino acids. The record is from RefSeq and is a predicted model, not a curated record. The transcript has 3 exons.
AUGUCCUUGUCAGAACCGUUUCCACUUCUCCGUCUCCCCAGAUUGCCUCUUUUCAAAGUUUUCAACGACAUCUGCGUUCGGGAACAAUUCUACAUCUCGAUAUGCUCGAGCAAAGCAAAAUAUGCUAUCAAAUUCUACAACGAAAAACAAAAGUUCUCUGUGACUUUUCGUUUUACGGAUACCUUCGCGUUUUCCCUGAAAACCGGUCACAAUAAAUUUUGGAUAGACGUCCAAACUAUUACUCCAACUUUUGGGUCAAUGGGGAUUUUUUUGAGCAGUGUUGACGUUGAAGCACCGCCAAAUGUGCAACGACUUCUCUUGUUUUUGUCUGAUGUGUUUAACACUCCUGCAAUCAGACUAGUUUUCGAAGAAAAACCUCAUGACUUUGUGUCAGGAUUUAUUAACUUCAUUCAUUCUAUGAAGCUAAAAAUUUAUUAUUUGGAGAUUAAGUCAAAUGACGGGGAAAGUGUGGAAUAUAUUCUGGACAAUUGUAGACAAGGCUUUUCUAAAAUCUACCUGAACUGUCCAAUGCUUCACACAGAAUUCGAAUAUCUGAACAAGCCUUUGGCCCCAAAGUUCAGUCUCGAUGAGCUAGCAAUUAGCUAUGCGGGAUGGGUGACCACAUGGCAUUUAACCAAAUUAUUCAUUAAUUGCAAAUAUGUCAAACUUGAUAGAUGCAACCCAAGAAAUAUUAACGUUAAGCAAUUCAUUCAAAAAUGGAAUGACGGAUAUUCUCAAUUGAAAUUCGCUAGGCUGGCAUUUAAUCAUGUUGACUUCUCUUUCGCUGAUAUCAUGAGAGGGAUACCAUCGACAAUUGUGUCGACCGAAGAGAUGGGGUUGGAAUUAAGUCCAUUCAACAAUACAGUUUAUCGUAUUCAACAACAAAAAACUGGACGAGAAGUAUAUGUUUUUAGUAAUCAAGAUUAUAUUGGGCUUACUGAUUCUCUGCAAUAA